Seriola dumerili (greater amberjack) is the source of this 3387-nucleotide messenger RNA. It is a transcript of the gene aasdh, whose product is annotated as aminoadipate-semialdehyde dehydrogenase. The transcript is spliced from 14 exons. The coding region runs from base 76 to 3387 and encodes 1103 amino acids. The record is from RefSeq and is a predicted model, not a curated record. NCBI's taxonomy places the organism in Eukaryota, Metazoa, Chordata, Actinopteri, Carangiformes, Carangidae. Gene Ontology annotation, biological process: amino acid activation for nonribosomal peptide biosynthetic process. Gene Ontology annotation, molecular function: protein binding.
UGAUGUGAGAUAUGUUAUUGUCUAGAACCGGUACCGACACUCAGUGAGCCAGCGGUCCGUGAACCUCUCAUCAGUAUGGCUGCCGGGACGCUGCAGGAGCUUGUCUCCGCCGCUGCCGCUGAGCAUCCUGACAGAGCCGCCGUGACAUACGACGGCGGCCCGGUGUCGGGGAGCCCGGUGUCUCUGCUGUACCGAGACCUGGUUGAACUGACCGGUGAACUGUCUCUGAUCUUACGGGAGAACUGCUCUGCUAGUAACGGCGUCAUCGGGCUGUACUGCCGUGAUGAUUUGUUCAUACCUGUGUGGAUCCUAGGGAUCCUUCAGUCUCCUGCUGCCUAUGUCCCACUGGACCCAGAGGCUCCAGGACUUCUCUCUGCCAGAGUCAUGAACCGCUGUGGCCUCAAGUACUGUGCUGUGAAGACUGACCUGCUGCAGCGUUUCCAGACAGCUGUGGUCACACACAUGUCGGUGGAGGUGUGUUUGGUGUUGUCCAAGUUCAAACUAACAGUGGUACGAGUCGAGUUGCUGCCAGUCGCUGAGCUCGGACCAGACACACAGCAGACUGUGGCCCAGCUGGAGAAGGACUCUGGGAACAGGGACCUGGCGUAUGUGCUGCACACAUCUGGAACGACUGGCCUCCCAAAGAUUGUGCGAGUACCACACAAGUGUAUCCUCCCCAAUAUUCUCCACCUGAGAUCGUUGUUUCAGGUGAGUGCAUGUGAUGUGGUUUUCCUGGCCUCACCUUUAACCUUUGACCCCUCUGUGGUGGAUAUUUUCCUGGCCUUAUCAUCCGGGGCUCAGCUCCUCAUGGUUCCCUCUAUGAUCAAGAAAACGCCCAGUCGACUGGCUCAGCUGCUGUUCAGGGAUCAUGAGACGACCGUCCUUCAGGUCACACCCACUCUGCUCAGCCGCUUCGGGCAUCGCAUCCUCAAACAGGAAGUGUUGUCGCCUGGCUCCUCGCUGCGGGUGUUGGCUCUGGGCGGAGAGGCCUGUCCCUCGCCGGCUGCGCUGAGGAGCUGGAGACACGAGGACAACAAAACACACAUUUACAACAUCUACGGCAUCACUGAGGUGUCCUGCUGGGCCUGCUGCUGCAGAGUCCCACAGUCUCUGCUGCAGGCCACAGACCCUCCCUCCAGCGCGGCGUCCUCAGUGCCUCUCGGGACUCCUCUGAUGGACACGCUGGUGGAGGUCAGAGAUGAACAUGGCUGCGUUGUUACAGAGGGAGAAGGACAGGUGUUCAUAGGUGGAGAGGACAGAGUGUGUCUCCUGGACGAGGAGCAGGCCGUCGUCCCCGGGACGAUGAGAGCCAGCGGAGACUGGGUGAACGUUAAAGACGCCCAGCUGUACUACCUGGGACGCAGAGACAGGCUGAUAAAACGCCAUGGGAAACGGGUGAACCUGGACGGCGUGCAGCAGCUCAUCGUGAGUCUGCCUCAGGUGGAGGCCUGUGCUGUGGGUCUGUCCGACGGCUCUCGGCUGCUCGCCUUUGUUGUGGCGUCUACAUCUGGAGACCAGACCGCAGCGUCUCCUCUCACAUCUGUACAGCAGUGUGAGGAGAAAUCACCCUCGGGUCUUGGUCAGUAUCAAGACCACCUCCCUUCUCUGGUAAAGCACCACCCCCACCGGGAGGAGGAGACGGGCGGUGCAGACGGAGAGCUGCGCAGACUGAUAGUGGACCGGCUGUCUCUGCUGCUGCCGUCAUACAGCGUUCCUGACACGCUGGUCCUCGUCCCGGCGUUAAGCCUGACUCGUCAUGGUAAAGUGGACAUGGAGGCUCUUAUGAGAAUAUACCACAGGCAGAGACACAGAGUGGAGUCCUCGCAGGGAGACGUCAGCCAACUAAAGCAAACCCUUCAGUCUUUGUGGCAGGAGGCUUUAGGUUUUGCUGAAGCUGUGACCAUUGACGAGGAAUCCAACUUCCUGUUGAGUGGAGGCGACUCUCUGAAGGCGCUGCACCUGUGUGAGGACAUCCUCUCUGCUGUGGGAGUCCCCGCACCACAACUGUUGGAGGUUAUACUUGACGGGACCUUUUCUGACAUCCUGCGCUGCGUUGCCAGAGCGACAGUGAUGCUGCCACUCGAGAACAGCACAUCAUCACUUCCUGAGGCCAAGAAGCGGCAAACUGACGCUCCCCCUGUUGUUCUAGUGAAGAGACAACGCACAGAGUCUGAGUCUAGAGUGGCAGAGAGGCCGCAGGAGGAGAGACGGGCUGUGAAAGUUAUAAGACGAGCAGGUGAUGUGAUGGAAAUCAACGUCAGGAAUGAGGAGACGAGUAAAAACCUCCAGACUGAGAAACGGGGAGCUGCUGCUCUGGGCCUCAGUCUGAGCUGGUCCUCAGAUACAGGCAGAUGUGUGGACGCCUCGCCGGUGCUUCUGGUCCAUGAAAGAACAGAUCAGAGGUCAGAUUCUACCCAAAUAACCGUGUUCAUCGGUUCACACUCUCACAGGAUCCAGGCUUUAGACCUGGACACCGGGAGCCUCGUGUGGGAGCGAGUCCUCGGGGACAGAAUCGAGGCGUCGGCUGCCGUGUCUCGCUGCGGGACUCUGGUGGUUAUAGGUUGCUACGACGGCUCUGUGUAUUUUUUGUGCGCUGCUUCUGGAAAGACGCGGUGGACAUUUGAGACGGGAGACGCUGUGAAGAGCUGUCCCGCUGUGGAUCCCCACACAGGUCUGGUGAUGGUGGGAUCACAUGAUGGACAUGUUUAUGCCCUGAACCCAAAGCUUCAGCGGUGUGUCUGGAAACGUCACUGUGGGGGAGGGGCCGUGUUUUCCUCCCCCUGGCUCCAGCCAACCCUCAGGCAGCUGUAUGUGGCGUCGCUGGGGGGUCACCUGCUCUGCCUCCACCCAGACAGUGGAGAGGUGCUGUGGUCUGUCCGCAGAGACGUCCCGUUCUUCUCGUCACCAAACGCCUCCUCCGGUGGCGUCGCCAUUGGCUCAGUGGAUGGAAACAUCUGCUGCUUCAGCAACACGGGGAAACUGGUGUGGCAGUUUCCAACAAAGGGCCCCGUCUUCUCGUCUCCGUGCGUCACACCUGACCAGCGGAGGCUUCUGUGUGGAUCUCACGACGGUCACCUGUACUGUCUGAACUGCGCCGACGGCUCUUUGGUUUGGACUUUCCGGACGUCGGGCAAAGUGUACUCCAGCCCGUGUGUGUUCGAUGGCUCCGCUGUGGGCAGGACGGGGGUUCUGGUGGCGCUGGCCUCCACAGACGGCACCGUCUGGAUCCUGGACGGUCUCAACGGACAAACGCUGGCCUCGCACACUCUGCCCGGGGAGCUGUUCUCAUCCCCGGUGGUGUAUGAACAGUCUCUUGUCAUCGGGUGCCGCAAUGACUCUGUGUAUUGUUUGAAGCUGAGUGUCCAAGAGGAAGCAGAGAAGGAUUAA